CAAAUCCAAACGCAGUCACAAAUCAAAGUAUCAAACACCAAACAGAACGCGCUCUCUCUCCUCAUAGCUUCGAUCAUCUGCUUCGAUGGCCAACGUGCUUGAAUCCCUCACCGUGCCUCGCGCCUCCACUAUGCCUUCCCCUACUCUCUCUCCGAUCGUCGCCUCUUCGUUCUCUUCGCUCUCCGCCCGUAGAUUGCCCCGCUUCAGAGGCCUCAAGUUCAGACCUAGUUUCGUGACUCGCUCUUUUGGGUCAGUGACUCGAAUCCCUAGUUCGGGUCCGAGGCUCGAUGGUCGCGGUGGCCUAGUCGUGUGCGAGGCUCAGGAUAAUGCCGUUGAACGCAUGCUUUGGGAAAUUGCACUGUCUGUUGUUGCGGACGCAGAUUGGCAGUCACUUGUGCUCGACUCUGAGUCCCCUUUUCUGGUUGAAUUUUGGGCCCCUUGGUGUGGGCCAUGCCGUAUGAUCCAUCCCAUCAUUGAUGAACUGGCAAAGCAGUAUGCUGGGAAGCUCAAAUGCUACAAAGUAAAUACCGAUGAGAGCCCUUCAGUUGCAACACGUUAUGGCAUUAGAAGCAUCCCAACAGUCAUAAUCUUCAAGAAUGGUGAGAAAAAGGAUGCAGUUAUAGGUGCUGUUCCCAAAUCCACAUUGACUACUAGUAUAGAGAAAUUCUUGUAGAGUUGGUAAGUAAAGAUGCCUUAAUUGGAAUGGAGCUGCCUUGUAGUAUUUAUUUCUUUGCUUCUUAGCUUCUGAUCUCUCAAGAUUGGAUGCUGGAUGCUUUGCUUCCACAAUAAACUCAUAUUGACUCUCAUGUAUAUCAAUCAGAUGCAGCUGUAUUUUCUGUUACCUUAAUAGAAUGUACUUACAAAUAUACUUGUUUGAAAUGGCUA
Messenger RNA from Juglans microcarpa x Juglans regia, 885 nucleotides. Its product is annotated as thioredoxin 1-like. Gene Ontology annotation, molecular function: oxidoreductase activity, acting on a sulfur group of donors, disulfide as acceptor; protein-disulfide reductase activity. The transcript has 2 exons. The record is from RefSeq and is a predicted model, not a curated record. Bases 86 to 673 code for a protein of 195 amino acids. Gene Ontology annotation, cellular component: cytoplasm. NCBI's taxonomy places the organism in Eukaryota, Viridiplantae, Streptophyta, Magnoliopsida, Fagales, Juglandaceae.